Olea europaea var. sylvestris is the source of this 2227-nucleotide messenger RNA. Its product is annotated as S-type anion channel SLAH2-like. The record is from RefSeq and is a predicted model, not a curated record. The transcript is spliced from 7 exons. Gene Ontology annotation, biological process: transmembrane transport; intracellular monoatomic ion homeostasis. Bases 1 to 1860 code for a protein of 619 amino acids. Gene Ontology annotation, molecular function: voltage-gated monoatomic anion channel activity. NCBI's taxonomy places the organism in Eukaryota, Viridiplantae, Streptophyta, Magnoliopsida, Lamiales, Oleaceae. Gene Ontology annotation, cellular component: membrane.
AUGGCUUCUGGAUUCAGAAUUCAUCUUCAAAAAACUACUUUCAAGAAAAAUUUACACGUUGAUAGGUGCUAUUACCUUGUUAUGGAGUACGAUAAACAUAAUCAUUUGGCGAGAGAAUCCUCUGAAGUACUUCCAUCGCCGAUUAAAGUUAUUACCGCACAAGAAGUGCCUGGUUUUGAUGCUGUUAAACAGCAUGAUGAUGUAAAUGAUCGAUUCAAAUCAAAUGGCCUUCAUCUUUCCAAUUCCUCAAUCACGGGAACUGAAACAGUUGGAGUAGAAGGGCAAAAUGAUCUUUCUAAAUCUCAGAAGAUGCAUUUUGUAGCCAUUAGCAUGCCAUCGUCUCCUGUUGGAGUUCAUUUACAUAACACAAAGAAGGGCCUCGUCGGAUAUAGCAAUGAAGCAAUUUUUGACAAUGACAUAAUGGGAUUUGCAGUUACAUCCAAAAACAGACAGACCACUUUCUAUUCUCUGCCAAUUUUGAAAUGUCAUGUGCUUUAUGAGGCCAUUGCUAGUGGAAAAUCUCCCUAUGAUCCGGACCUUCCACCAAGAUUUCCUAGGGUUGAUGUGAUUGAGGAUAAAAGAUUUGACUCUUUCAAGACGUGGUCUGGGAAACUUGAGGGGCAAAUAUUAAAUUUGUGUGAAAAUCAUAGGGAAACUGAGCAAGAACUUGAGACUCAUGAACCUGCAGAAGUUGAAAUUUUACCUGCAGACCGAUACUUUGAUGCGUUGGAGGGACUGGAACUGGAUACCUUAAAGGCUUCUGAAGAAGUACUUCUUCCAGAAGAUAAGAAAUGGCCAUUCCUUCUACGCUUCCCUAUCUCUUCCUUUGGUAUCUGUCUUGGCGUUAGCAGUCAUGCCAUAAUGUGGAAAGCCCUGGCUACUUCUGCUUCUACGGGGUUCCUCCGGGUAAACCUGGACAUAAAUCUGGUCCUGUGGUUCAUAUCUGUCUCUCUCAUGGCAGUUGUCUCUUUCAUUUACUGUCUGAAAGUGAUAUUUUACUUUGAGGCAGUUCGUCGUGAGUACUACCAUCCAAUACGUGUUAACUUCUUCUUUGCUCCGUGGAUCACUCUUCUAUUCUUGGCUCUUGGAGUUCCACCAUCAAUUUCCCAAAAUCUGCACGAGUCUCUUUGGUACAUUCUAAUGACCCCCAUCUUUUGCCUCGAGCUUAAGAUCUAUGGACAGUGGAUGUCGGGAGGACAACAGAGGCUUUCUAUGGUGGCCAACCCCUCAAAUCAUCUGUCAAUUAUCGGGAACUUUCUGGGUGCAUUGCUUGGUGCAUCCAUGGGGCUAAAAGAAGGACCUAUCUUUUUCUUUGCUGUUGGAUUGGCUCAUUAUUUAGUCUUAUUCGUAACUCUCUACCAAAGACUUCCAACAACUAAGACACUCCCAAAGGAACUCCACCCGGUUUUCUUUCUAUUUGUUGCUGCACCUAGUAUUGCAUCUAUGGCAUGGGGGAGAAUUCAAGGGUCCUUCGACUCUGGAGCACGGAUUGCUUACUUCAUUGCUUUGUUCCUUUAUUUCUCUCUGGCCGUCCGUGUGAAUUUCUUCCGAGGCUUCAGGUUCUCACUGGCAUGGUGGGCUUACACUUUCCCAAUGACCGGAGCUGCCAUAGCUACAAUCAGAUACUCGACUGUGGUCACAAAUGUGGUAACCAAAAGUUUAACCAUCGUCCUCUGUACUGUUGCUACACUCGCAGUUGCAUCAUUACUAGUAACAACUAUUAUUCAUGCCUUUGUAUUGGGAGAUCUAUUUCCAAACGACAUAUCCAUUGCCAUUAGUGAGACAAGACCUAAGCCAACAUGGAAAUGGAAUCAGAGAACAAAUGGCAGCCCAGCUAAUAAAGAGUCCUCAAAUUUUUGAAUUCAGAUGGCAAAGACUUUUGUCACUCGGUCAAGUGAGGGAGUCUAGAUUUCCGAGGUAUCCAAUGAACUUGUUGUACAUGUGUUAAAAUAUCAAGCCCGACUGAAGAUGAAUAAUCAGCAACAACUAAGACUAGCUAAUGGGAAUCUGGAUCAGCAAGAAGAAAGUUAUUUGGAAGAUACAAACGUAAAUGAUGAUAGAUGAUAGAAGAAUUCUGCAAUUGGAGCAAAUAGGAUCUUUUUUUGUUAGAAUGUUUAUAGUUACGUGAUAUUUUUAAUAGACAAUUAGUUUUGUUUUCUAUAGCUAGUGGCAUAGAUUUCUCUCCUUCUAGAUCCUUCUCUCUGAUUGUGCAUAUAUAUCUGCAUGG